Molecule: messenger RNA, 757 nt
Organism: Meloidogyne enterolobii
Lineage: Eukaryota; Metazoa; Nematoda; Chromadorea; Rhabditida; Meloidogynidae
Source: the annotation of a GenBank genome assembly
GAAGAAGAUGACCAACAAGAACAACUUGAGACAAAGACAGCAAUACCUAGUGAGCAUUGAAAAACCAACCGAACUAGAAGAAAUUGGAGAAAAUUGGAAGACAGUAAAUGUUGAAGGCGAAGAAAAACGAAAAAACAGAGCUAAUCAAGGGGGAGAUGAAAAGGAAGAGGAGGAGGAAGAAGAAAAAAAUGAAGAGAAAAGAAGAGGAACAACUUCUAUAAAAGUUACAGCAGCACAAGCUGACCCUCCUAGAGAAGAGGAUUUGCAUAAUAAAAAUGAAAAUAGUGGUGGCAGUACAACAAUUGAUAGUGUGACAGCAACAACAACAAUAACUACACCAAUAACGGAAACAAUAACAGCUUCUACUACACCAACAACAACAGCCAAUAAUAAUUCGUCUCUAAUUAAUUCAACUUUAACAACAUUAAAUAACAUAACUACAGAAACAACAGAAUUCAAUGCUACCUUAAAUUAUACUGAAGGGGGAACAAGAGAAAGUUUAUUAAACGGAAAUUUAUUUGAAUAUCCGGCAGUGGGGCAAUGCCGUUUUUCUGCUUUGUAUCAAACUGUGUUUAAUGGUGCUAGGCUAUUGAAACGAUUGUUGGUUGAUACUCCAUCCCAAUGCUUAGCUGCUUGUCAUUAUGAAAGUUGUCGCUCAGCAAAUUUAAUUCAAAUGGAGGAUAAGCAAAAAAUAUGUGAACUAUUUCGAGAUUCGGUCAGUUUUUUCUUCAAGGUUUUUUCUUUAGGUUCCCACUAG